AUUUCUCUUACGCUUUUUUUUUCUGAUGAACAAAGCAAAUUGCUGAAGAGAGAGGAAAAGAAAAGAUAAACCCCAAAAAGAGUUAAUUAUUUUACAUUUCGCCGCUAAGAUUCUGUUUCUAAACAUUUACACCCUCAAGAGUGACGCUUGUGUGAGCCGCCAUGUGUGGAGGAGCUAUAAUCUCCGAUUUCAUUCCGCCGCCGAGGUCUCGCCGCGUUACUAGCGAAUUUAUCUGGCCGGAUCUGAAGAAGAAUGUGAAGGGAUUGAAGAGAAGCUCGAAGAAGCGUUCGAAUUUCUUUGAUCUUGACGAUGAGUUCGAGGCUGAUUUCCAGGGUUUCAAGGAUGAUUCGUCCAUUGAUUGCGAUGAUGAUUUCGAUGUCGAUGAUGUCUUCGCCGAUGUGAAACCGUUUGUUUUCACCGCGUCUCCGAAACCCGUCGUCUCCUCCGCAGCUUCUGAUUCAGCCUUUGGUAAGAAAGUUGCAGACUUUAAAGGACAAGCUGAGAAAUCUUCAAAGAGGAAGAGGAAGAAUCAGUACCGAGGGAUUAGGCAACGUCCUUGGGGCAAAUGGGCUGCUGAGAUUCGUGAUCCAAGGGAAGGUGCAAGAAUCUGGCUUGGAACUUUCAAGACAGCUGAGGAAGCUGCAAGAGCUUACGAUGCUGCAGCAAGAAGAAUCCGUGGAUCCAAAGCUAAGGUGAAUUUCCCAGAGGAAAACCCUACCGUCUCUCAGAAACGCCCUGCGAAGGUCAGUUCUCAGAAACCAGUUGCUAAACCAAACUCAAAUCCAAGUCCAGCUUUGGUUCAGAACUUCGACAACUCCUUUGACAAUAUGUGUUUCGUGGAGGAGAAACACCAAGUGAACAGCAACAAUCAGUUUGGUCUGAAAAACACCAUCGAUGUAGGAGGUAAUGGGUAUCAUCAGUAUUUCAGCUCAGACCAGGGUAGUAAUUCAUUCGACUGUUCUGAGUUUGGUUGGAGCGGUCAAGCUCCAAUAACUCCUGAGAUAUCUUCUGCGUUUAUCAACAACAACAACAACAACAACUCUGCUGUAUUUGUCGAGGAAGCAAAUCCAGCUAAGAAGCUCAAGUCCAUGGAUUUUGAGACACCUUACAACAACACUGAAUGGGAGUCUUCACUUGAUUUCCUCAACGGAGAUGGUGUGGCGACUCAGGACAAUGGUUUAAACCCUAUGGACCUAUGGAGCAUUGAUGAGAUCGAUUCCAUGAUUGGAGGAGUCUUCUAAAGAGAUCCAGUUUCAUGUAAAUAAGCAUGCGUGUUAGUGAGUCUCCCGCAUCAACAUCAAUCUCCAAACUUUUUAAAAUCUGUUAUUUUCAUCUUCUUGCUGUCUCUGUGUCUCUCAGGAGUUGUUGUUGGGGAAUGGUUAUAAGACACCUGAAGCUUGUUUGCAUUGCAACAUAAACCUCUACCUCUUUCCAUGCUAAUAAGGGUCUGAUGAAGUUUAAAUAGAGGCUUAAUUUUAAAAGAUUCUGUAGUUUCUUGUUUUAAAAAUGUUUCGAACUCUUUGUAGUGAAUCUUCGAGUUUGUGUUUCAAAAUUUGUUUAACAUUGUCAUGGAUUAAUUAAUAUGUUGAAGUUGAA
This is a messenger RNA of Eutrema salsugineum, 1596 nucleotides long. RefSeq names its product ethylene-responsive transcription factor RAP2-12. The transcript has 2 exons. Gene Ontology annotation, molecular function: DNA binding; DNA-binding transcription factor activity. The record is from RefSeq and is a predicted model, not a curated record. Lineage: Eukaryota; Viridiplantae; Streptophyta; Magnoliopsida; Brassicales; Brassicaceae. Gene Ontology annotation, biological process: ethylene-activated signaling pathway; regulation of DNA-templated transcription. The coding region runs from base 162 to 1241 and encodes 359 amino acids.